AAUGCCAAAGGGACAGACAACAACAACAUAAAAAGCAUAGAAAGCUGCUAAAAAUACUAGAGUUGCAAAGAAAGUCAUUAGAGCUAGAACUCAUUUCCAAAAUAGAUUCCAUACAGCUAAACCUUUGGCACUUGCAAGAAAACCAAAAUUCACUAGAUUGACAAGAUAAUUGAAACCCAUAAAUAAAGGUUUAGAUUUCUAAAAUGUCCUCAAACAUCCUCUUAUUACAGAAAAAGAUAUGAAGAAGAUGGAAGAUGAAAAUACCAUGGUCUUUUAUGUCAAUUAAAAAGCAACAAAACCAUAAAUUAAAAGAGCAUUCUCUAAAAUUUAUGAUGUUAAAGUAAGAAAAGUCAACGUAAUAUAUAAAUGCCUAUAUUCAGAUCUUAAAUACCUUUGGAGGCAAAAAGAAGGCAUACAUUAGAUUAGGAGGUGAAAAUGAUGCACUUAAUUUGGCCAAUAAAAUAGGAAUCAUUUGAGU
Messenger RNA from Paramecium pentaurelia, 478 nucleotides. The record is from the annotation of a GenBank genome assembly. NCBI's taxonomy places the organism in Eukaryota, Ciliophora, Oligohymenophorea, Peniculida, Parameciidae.